AUGGGCGAACAUGCUUUGCCUUGCGGAACGCGUUCGCUCUCCUUCAUCUCCUCGCCUCUUAUUUUUACAAUCCUCCCUUGGUCGCAUUCACGACAUUCCCGGCGCGAGUCCCAUUCCCACCGUCCUCCCCGCGUGUACCGCCCCGUCCUCCCCGCGUGUACCGCCCCGUCCUCCCCGCGUGUACCGCCCCGUCCUCCCCGCGUGUACCGCCCCGUCCUCCCCGCGUGUACCGCCCCGUCCUCCCCGCGUGUACCACCCCGUCCUCCCCGCGUGUACCACCCCGUCCUCCCCGCGUGUACCACCCCGUCCUCCCCAUGCCGCAAACUCCCAUCCACACACGCCCUGCCGCCUUCUCCCAUCCGUAUGCGCAUCCGUAUUUCCUACCUCAACCCCCCGCUUUCAUUCUCCCUUCCUCGUGCUCCCCCUUUCAGUCUCCUCGCCGUGCCUGUGGUUCUUCGUGGUGCUCGUUUUGAGUGGGCGACGGUAGCUCAUCACAUGGCGACCUUUGGCAUCGAGGCGCAAGAUGUAGUUCGCAUCAUCCUACAGUUCUGCAAGGAGAACGCGCUGCAGCAGACGCUACAGGCGCUGCAGGACGAGUGCCAGGUGCCGCUCAACACGGUCGACUCCCUGGAGACCUUCGCCGCUGACGUCAGUAACGGCCGCUGGGACGCCGUGCUCCCGCAGGUGGCCCAGCUGAAGCUUCCGAGAAAGAAGCUGGAGGACCUGUACGAGCAGGUGGGACCUCUGGCGGAGCUGAGUGAGACGGAGACGACCAAUUCUAUUUCCAGACAGACGCCCACCAUGCCCGACCUUGUCCCACCUCUCUCCACCGCACUGCCACCGCACUCCACCUGCCGCAUGCAGAUCAUUUUGGAGCUGGCGGAGUUGAGGGAGACGGAGACGGCCAAGUCCAUCCUCAGACAGACGCCCACCAUGCUCGCCAUGCGCCAGACACCCGCAUGCCAGUACCCUGUCUCUACUGCAACCCAUUCCACCGUGACCCCAUGUGCUUCCACUGCAACCCCACGACCCGGUUCCAACGCCCCGCCCCGUCCCCCCUCCCCCACUGGGCCGGCGCACCAGGACCAACCAGACCGCUAUCUGAAGCUGGACCAUCUGCUGGCGGGGGUAGACUAUCCCGACCAACCAGACCGCUAUCUGAAGCUGGACCAUCUGCUGGCGCGGGCAUACUUCGACCCCCGCGAGGCAUACGGGGAUUCCACCAAGGAGAGGAGACGAGCAGAGAUCGCACAUGGUGAGAGGGGCCUGAGAUGCCACUACCAUGAGACCAGCUCUGGCCUUCCUCCCCGCAGCUUCCUCACAUGCCGCUCCGCCAGCUUGUUUCCCUGCGCUUGCAUCCAAUCCUUCAUCGUCACACCAGUCUUCGCCCCCUGCCCCGAUUUCCCCCGAACAACUCUGCUGUCUUCAGCGAUGGCUGCCAACCAUUCCCUCCCAUGGGACCGCUCCUGGUACUGCCGCACUCUGUCCUCUCGCUGUCGCUCCUUCUCUGCUGCCCUCAAGACUUCUGGUGUCCGCACACCUUCUCUCUUGCCUCGCCAGUCCUCCUCGCGCCUCCACUCCCUUCCUCUUUCCGGCCUAUCGCAGGAGGUGACUGUGGUGCCCCCCUCGCGUCUCAUGGUGCUGCUAGGCCAGGCGCUCAAGUGGCAGCAGCACCAAGGUCUGCUUCCCCCCGGCACGCAGUUUGAUCUGUUCCGAGGAACAGCAGCAGUGAAGGCGGAUGAGGAUGAGGCAUACCCCACACAGCUCCUGCACACCAUCAAGUUUGGAAAGAAGAGUCAUCCCGAAUCGGCUCGCUUUGCUCCUGACGGCCAGUGCCUUGCGUCCUCCUCCAUCGAUGGAUUUAUCGAGGUAUGGGACUUCCUCUCAGGCAAGCUCAAGAAGGACCUGCAGUACCAAGCCGAGGCAACGUUCAUGAUGCAUGAGGAGGCAGUGCUGUGUGUGGGGUGGAGCCGGGACUCGGAGAUGCUGGCCUCGGGGUCACAGGACGGCAAAAUCAAGGUGUGGCGGGUGCGCACAGGGCAGUGUCUGAGGCGCUUUGACAAGGCGCACUCACAGGGAGUCACCUCGGUGGCGUUCUCUCGGGAUGGCAGUCACCUGCUCAGCGCCUCCUUUGAUGGCACCGCCAGGGUGCACGGGCUCAAGUCAGGGAAGACCCUCAAGGAGUUUCGAGGGCACACCUCUUUCGUCAACGAUGCUCUAUAUUCUGCUGAUGGUGGUCGUGUUAUCACUGCCUCCUCCGAUGGCUCUGUCAAGGUGUGGGACGUCAAGUCACUCGAGUGCUUGCACACGUUCAAGCCGCCACCACCCCUCCGAGGCGGCGACGCGUCAGUGAAUUCGGUGCUCCUCUCUCCCCGCAACGUGGACCAUGUGUUUGUGUGCAACCGCUCCUCCUCCGUGUUUCUCAUGACGCUGCAGGGCCAGGUGGUGCGGAGCUUCACAUCAGGCAAGAGGGAGGGCGGUGACUUUGUGGCGGCGUGCCUGUCCCCCAAGGGCGACUGGAUCUACUGCAUGGGCGAGGAUGCCAACAUGUACUGCUUCAGCUUUCAGAGUGGCAAGCUAGAGCAUCUCAUGAAGGUGCAUGACAAGGAUGUCAUAGGCAUCACCCACCAUCCCCAUCGCAACCUCAUUGCAACCUACAGCGAAGAUUGCACCCUCAAGCUAUGGCAGCCAUAG
Molecule: messenger RNA, 2694 nt
Organism: Closterium sp. NIES-65
Lineage: Eukaryota; Viridiplantae; Streptophyta; Zygnematophyceae; Desmidiales; Closteriaceae
Source: the annotation of a GenBank genome assembly